AUGAGUUUAAUUGAAGAAAUGAAGACAUUAGAUGAUACUAAACUUAUUAGUAUGCAAUCAGAUAAUCAAAUACUCUCACAACAAUUAUUAAAUGAGAAGAAAAAACUUUUGCACAGUAAUUUGUUACAAUUAGCUAAUGGAAAUUCAAUGUUACGUGCUUCUCUUAUAUUGCUUACUCUUGUAAUGAUUUUUUUUACGAUUGUGAAAACAUGCAAAUUAUUCUAUCAAAUACGAUAUCAAUAUCAGCAAAAACGAGAGAUAAACGAAUCUGAUAGCGAAAUUCCCGAAAUACUGAUUAAAACACAUUCAACAGAUGAUCCAUAUUUUGUUAAUAAAAAAAGCAAUAAAACGAAGCAUAAAUUAAAUCGAACAUUCCGCAUUUGGAAUGCAAAAUCGAACUUCGAUUCAAAUCCACUACCUAAUAAAAAAAUUAAAUUCAAUUUAUCGCUAUCGAAUAAAUCAGAUUCAAAGUGUAUAUAUCCAGUAACGGAAUCAAAUUUGAAAUCAUCAUUGAAAAGUACCGAAACGAAAAAUUCAGAUACCAACAAAACAAUGACAACCCAUUCCGAAAAGCAUAAAUAG
Molecule: messenger RNA, 582 nt
Organism: Brugia malayi
Lineage: Eukaryota; Metazoa; Nematoda; Chromadorea; Rhabditida; Onchocercidae
Exons: 5
Coding region: 1-582 (193 amino acids)
Source: RefSeq, a predicted model, not a curated record